Molecule: messenger RNA, 558 nt
Organism: Dinoponera quadriceps
Lineage: Eukaryota; Metazoa; Arthropoda; Insecta; Hymenoptera; Formicidae
Gene: SIFa
Product: SIFamide-related peptide
Exons: 3
Coding region: 71-292 (73 amino acids)
Source: RefSeq, a predicted model, not a curated record
UUCGGUAGCCGACGAUCAUCUAAGAAUCAGCCAGUGUUUCUCUCGUUCGCUCACAAAUCAAAUCGUCAAUAUGGUCUCUACUCGUCUCGCCCUCGCCCUUGCCGUCAUCAUGGUGAUCCUUGCCCUCAGCGUAGACGCUGCCUUUAGAAAACCACCCUUCAACGGCAGUAUAUUCGGCAAACGAUCCAGCACUGUAACUGAUUAUGAUGUUACCAGCCGCUCUCUGUCAACCAUUUGUGAAGUUGCCAGCGAAACGUGCACCGCUUGGCUACUUCGGCAAGAGUCCAACUGAAGAUAAAACUCCGACCCAGAUGUUUCACGACCUCACCGACUGAUCAAUUCAUGAAACGAUAUAAUCAACUGAGAGAACUCCUGUAAAGACCCCUAAACAUGUGCUUAAAGUUCAUCACGUUGUCUCCUGCAAAGUAAUCGUUGCUGCAUUACGUUACAUAUCUAAUCAUAAAUUUAUAUUUAUCAAAACGAUGUUGUGUAAUUGCGACUAUUUAAGCUUUUAUGAUAUGUUUAUUGCAAGCGUCACGAAUAAAACACCAUGAUUUG